CUGGGUCACGUGAUCAGAGCUUUGCGGAAAAACGAAAAUGGCAGGAUCGAGGUGCUCAAUAAUGGCCUUUCUUGCCCUUUUCUUCACCCUUUUCUCCGCAGGGAGCUCCGUUGCUCAAGUGCCACUCCUGAUGUGGUCCAGUGACGGUUUACCACCACUGGCCUCACCUGCAGCUGGUCACAUCACGUCCAAAGACCAGCUGACUGCCUACCUUACCUCUGCCUUUGGCUCUGGCCCGCACACUGUGCUGUUGUUCCUGCAGGAUAAGUUAAGCAAAGAUGACUUCACAGUCUUUGGUGGAGUGUUUGGAAACAAGCAGGAUAGUGCCUUUCAAAAUCUUGAGGCUGCACUGCAGUCUUCUUCCUCAUCAGUGACGUUCCCUGCUUUAGAGUGGUCUGAUUCCUCUGCCAUCCUCUCUCUGCUGCAAGAGAAGCUGGGUGCAUCGCCUCUGCUUGUAGACGCAGACACUCUGUCACAUCUCAGCAUCAACACAUCUGCCAGCAAUCUCCUGCUCAUCAAUCUUCCUUACUGUACUGACUUGGACAAGUCUUGCAAAGAAGUCCUACAUGACAAUGAUGAAAUUAUUGGGAAUGUGCUGAGUAUCAUGAAAGACAAAAAUAUCCUAUACACAGCGAUAUACACAGGACUAAAGCCAUCACGAGUGAUUUCAGAGACAUCUAUGUCUAACCAGCCUGCGGGGAGAUCCUUGCUCCAAGCAGUUGUGUUCGAUGUCAAACCACCCAUCAUGUUUAAUGUAUCCGGUAACCCCUGCAUAAUGCUUUGGGCUCAGAAUCUCAACAUCAGCCUUUCAGGGGCGUGGAUUGACCUCGCUGCAGAAACACCUUCCAUGACAGGAUCCCUGUGCAACGGCAGCAACUCACUGCUUGUCCUCAGUUAUGCUUCAGGCUACACACUAAGUUUUGCCAUGAGUCAGCGGUUCUAUCCUGUGUCUGCACGGAACUGGUUCACCCUGGAUUCUGUGCAGCUGCAGGCAAACGGUCUUACUGCAUCUUUCAUCGGGAGGCGCAACAUCUACGCCCCUGCAGAGUAUUCCUUCCACUGCCAGUCCGUCACCAGCUUCCGAGAUAUUCUGCUAGUGCCAAACAACACCAACCAGAACACCUCUCUGUGGAGGCUCAAUUUUGUCGACUUCCAGAUUCAGGGCUUCGGUUUGGCCAACGGAACCGAUUUCUCCUAUGCCAGUGACUGUGCCGGGUUCUUUACCCCAGGGAUUUGGAUGGGGCUGGUGACCGGACUGCUCCUGCUGUUGAUUUUCGUAUAUGGUCUGCACAUGAUCAUGCAGCUGCACACCAUGGAUCGAUUUGACGACCCCAAAGGUCCAUCGAUUUCAGUGCCUCAGUCGGAGUGAAGCGCUCCCAAAUACAAACACUCCUCAGUCCGUCAGUGCCUCCCAGGAAAGUCCUUCCUUGUCAUGUAGCUUCUGUGAGCUUGGGCCUUUUUCUUCGAAGAUAUUUAUCUGACAGAAGGACCUUUCCUCCAAUGUUCUCUUCUUUAGUUUUCUUUCCUGACUCGUUCCACAGCUCUCUUUCGGUUACUAUUAUCUUGCAAGGCACAUUCCUCUUCAUCUCUCCGUAUUUGCAAGUGCCAAAGUGGAUGCAACUUUCAUAUGAGUCGAUUUUGAGCAUAUGUGCUAAAUAUGUUUUUGUGCCACAGUUGGCCAGGCACUGGCUAUUUUUCCUAAAAUAAUUAGCAAUAAUUCCUGGAAACGGAGAAUGUCUUGUGUGCCAACAUGAAUGUGAAUGCUGGAUUCUGUAGGACCGUCUCAGUCUCAGGCCCCCCCCAACUCAGCUGUUAUUUAAAGACUACUGGUUAUGAAAGAAGUGCCUGUAUGUAGAGAGUAGAUUGCUUUUUGUGACUGUGUUUUGGAACUGCCUUACAAAAGUAUGCAAAUACUUAACCUUGGAUUACCUCUGCUCUUAUCACUCACAGACAAAUCCAAAUCAAGUGCCACCACUUAAAUCCAAUAUUUUUUGGACGAAUAAUUUAUUUAUAUAAAAAAAAAGGUCAUCCCUUGCUUAAGGUUAAUCAAAACGUGUUAUAACAGUGCCUCAGUUCUGAAUUUGUCAAAUUAUGAAUGUGCCAAUGUACAUUGUCUCUAAUUAAAAAUAAAAAUAUCUAUAA
Anoplopoma fimbria (sablefish) is the source of this 2142-nucleotide messenger RNA. RefSeq names its product ATPase H+ transporting accessory protein 1b (gene atp6ap1b). Bases 38 to 1369 code for a protein of 443 amino acids. Gene Ontology annotation, cellular component: proton-transporting V-type ATPase complex. NCBI's taxonomy places the organism in Eukaryota, Metazoa, Chordata, Actinopteri, Perciformes, Anoplopomatidae. The transcript is spliced from 10 exons. The record is from RefSeq and is a predicted model, not a curated record.